CCCUGUUGUAAUGUUUCUUUUUUGCUUCUUGCGCAAUGCAUUUAAUGUCUGUGUACGCUUGCCACAGGAGAAAUUAAUUAUAAAACAUGAAAUUAAUUAACACUUUAUUUAAUAAGGAAGAAGUACUGGAAGUGCUAAGGAUGAUUCUCAAUUCAAAGUAAAUUAUUUAAAUUUACACACUGCUGAGAACGUUCCAUAUAUGCAGAUAGAAUGUAUAGUAAUAGCAGGAAUAAAGGAGCGAUUGGUGGUAUUCUAAUGAAUAUUCUAUAGACCGAGACAUCGAUAAUCCUUCGAGACACCCCGUCUCUCGUCGCAUUUCUACGAGCUUGCGCGAUUCGUACGUUGUGUAAAACGUCCCGGUAUUUAUACCAGAUCAGUUUACUGCUAUUUGUUACGUGUAUAAUAUUUACAAGCAUCUUAACUAAUAUACAUCAAUUCCCAUAAGUAUAAAACCGAACAAUUAUUCUGAAUAAUCGUGUCUGCAGUGCAUCGCACCAUCACAGAAAUGAAGGCGCUUACCGACAAUCGGUCUUGAAUUAGCGUUUCGCGAACAAAAAUAUUAUUAGCAUAAAUUUCUUAAAAAUCACACCUCUAUUCGAUCGAUGGAAAUUCGCUGUGAUAAAGAACCGUGUCUCCAUCAAAGAGACUCCAAGAAGAUUGAAAUUCUACCAGAAGCAGCCUCAAUCUCAUCUUCCAUCAAGGAGAUCAGGACGGUGUUACUUUCCGUGGUAACCAACGAGGAAUCGAUAAUUCAGCAAGUAGUCUCGAAACUGAUCGAAUCAGAAGUUGUGAUGUUUGACCGUUGGACUAACCGUAAGAGAGCCUGGAUACGUAAGAACUUGUGACGAGUGAUGUUCAUCGAUGCUGAACGAAUGAAACUGGUAGAUGGUUCUCGGUUUCAACGCAGACAGCGUGACGCCGCACCGGCUGAACGAGUGGAAACGUAAACGCGCAUCUCGAUCGUGACGUAAACGUUAUCAAUACUCGUACAACGACCUCGAAUGAUACCUGCGAUACCUUGGACCGUUCGGACUGCACCAUCCAGGUAGUCCACACCUUGGCAUCCUCCCAGUGAACCCGAUUCGCCAAAAUCCUCGGCUUAGCCUCGAGUCUCGCCUCGCUUACGGCUGGACAGAAAGCUCUGCCCGGUUCGAGGAGCAGUCGUCUCCUGCUCGCGGGAAAGCGCGUCCGUCCUCGAGGACACCGGUGGCCGCUGCGGAGGAAAAGGAACCGUCGUAUCGACCAUCGAGAUGAACGGGAGCGAGGACAGGAGCGCAGCCGCGGAUUCACCGCGUCUAAGUAGGGCAAAGCUGCGCGACAUCGCCCGCCUCUGGAUCAACACGUUCAGAGCCUUCUAUGCCGGGGACGUAGGCGUUGCACCCGUGGCAACAGCUUCACCAGCCACCGCCUCUGGUGAGGCAGGAAGUCUCACGGGACAGGGAGCCCCGGGAGUAGUUGCGAUGGGUAACCUGCAGAGCGACGCGAAGAAGAAGGGCAAGAAGGGACGUGGAACCACCGAGGGGACCGCGAGCACACCUGACUCCAUUGCGGAUGGCCUGGAGGACGCGACGGACACCGGGGACGACGGGGAGACUGGAGACACAGAAGAGACGCCAGCUAAGAAGACUCAGAGUUUUGGGAAAACGGGAGAUGGUCAAAAGGGUGGAACGGAAAAAUUGCGGCCGACUCAUAAGAGGCAAGCACCAAGGCCACCUGGAUUCGCUGAAAGACAGGUUCCGGAAACUAAACUUCCGGAGGCUCCGGAAAGACCGCGACAGGAAGGAGAGGAAAAGGUCGAGAAGAAAGACGAAUCGCAGGAUGAAUCGGUAGACACGAUUGUAUUAACGGAAACGAAAGAGAAAGAUGAGGCAUCGAACGCGGUGGUAGCGGUAUCUGAUCAAAGUCAAAAGCAAGGACCAGCGCUUCUGGUUACAGACUCUUGGCGAUUAGCCAAUAAAAGUCUGGUCGUAACGGAAAUCUCGAUGCCGCCGAGUCAAGAAUCCUCGAGCGACAGCGUGUUUACCGACCCCGAAGAACUGGCUGGCGCCGCGGAAGCUGCGAAGACGGAAGUGGCCGAUACGACCUCCUCGUCGUUACUUCCCACCACCUACGCCGCACCGAAGAGCCGCGAGAUCGAACAGUCUUCCAUCGCCCCACCGCUCGAACGACGACUCGUCGACUCGUUAAUUACGGCCUUACCGGAACACUUGAAGUCUACUCUUACGGAAGCUGAAUUGGAACAAUUCGCCUCUAGAAUCUACUCCAGACUCGUCUCCGAUGGAGUUCUUGGUUCCAUUACAGUUGAUACUGCCACGCACAAGGAAUCUACGGAAGAUCAAACAGAACGCAGAGACACGCCGUCCAUAUCCGUUACCCUAAACUCGGAAGGUGUCUCUGCCAAAGAUCGAUGGGAUUCGGAGAAGGAAACGUUGAAACGCGAGCUAGAACGUCUUCGGGAACUUGCCAAGUAUGCGGAGAAAACGACGCAAGGUAAAUCUACGCAGACCUCUCCGACGGCCGAGUAUCCGGAAGGAAGUUUCGUGAAGUUUUCAAAGUUAAAGUAUUCCGAGGCGGCUACUUCGCCUUUGGGCAGUCCGGUGAUUCACAAUGAAGCUUCUCAAGAACAACCCACAGCCGCGGGUUCUUCGACGUCGACCGGAAGUAGUUCGCAAGACGCGAAGAGUGCGGAGAGCGAAGUGUCACAGGCUCGAACCGCACGACUAUCAUCGUCAUCCUCACCUCCAGUUUUAUCACCACCGCCGCAAAUUUCAUCCUCCAGCACAUUCUCAAGCACACCUCCACCACCGCCACCACCACCACCACCACCUCCGCCGUCUCCUUUCUUAGACCACCGUUCGCUCAAUAAUUCAACUUCUUCUCUGUCUCCUUCGUUUUCGAUACCACCACCGCCGCCAUUGCCCGCCUGUUCAACGUCCGCGCAGUCUAUUCCUUCGCAACGAACUACCACUUCGCUGCCAACGAUACCACCGCCUCCGCCUCCUCCACCUCCACCACCGCCACCUUUGCAACCAAUGACUGGAGAAGUGCACAGAGAAACCCCUGCACCUCCGCCACCGCCGCCGCCACCGCCAUCCCCUACACCAUCCAUCGGUAAAUUAAUAGCAUCCAUACCACCUCCUCCGCCUCCGCCGCAACCUCAGAUACCGGUAUUCAGUUCGGUACCACCGCCGCCACCGCCUCCUCCUCCAGCACCUCCGUCGCAACUGUCGUCGCAGUCUUCCUUCGGACUGCACAGCGGUCCACCGAUUCCACCACCGCCUCCUCCACCUCCGCCACCGUCGAUAGGACCGUUAUCCGGAGGAUCAUCCGCUCCGCCUCCUCCACCACCACCUCCGACACCUUUCGGCGGAGUACCUCCACCGCCACCUCCGCCACCUGGAAACAUACCUGCUGCACCACCGCCUCCUCCGCUCAUUGGAAUACCUGGAGCACCACCUCCGCCUCCGCCUCCGACAGGAACCGUACCGACAGGACCUUGUCCUUUACCUAUACCUCCGGUUGGAGGUUGGAACCCUGCAAGCAGAGCGUGUAUGAGAAAAGAACCUCUAUGUCCCGAGGUACCUAUGAAACCGCUCUAUUGGACGAGGAUCCUGGUACCAGUGGUGCCCACGGAACGUGGCUCCAUCGACGCUGUGGAUUCUGCCGCUCAGCAGGGUCCACUAUGGGCGGAACUAGAGGAAGAGACAAAUCUAGACAUGAAAGAGUUCACCGGUCUGUUCUCCCGCCAAGUGACCGACAGAAAACCUGUAAAAAAGGCGGACGUCGCUUCGAAACCGUCUAAAGUGCAACCAGCGAAAAUCCUCGACUCGAAGCGAUCUAAAACCGUGGGGAUACUAGAGAAGAGUUUGCACGUGGACUUUUGCGAGGUGGAAAACGCAGUGUAUAAUCUAGACACGAGUGUAGUUAGCUUGGAAGCGCUGCAACAAAUAUACGAAAUUAGACCAACGCAGAAGGAACUGGAAGACAUAAAAGCAUUCGAGGAAGCAAACCCGGAAGUACCUCUGGAUCGUCCGGAAGUCUUUCUGAAGAAGCUUUCAAGUAUACAUCAUUUUGCGGAGAGGAUAGCGUGUUUGAUGUUUCAGUCAGAAUUCCAAGACGCUAUUUCCUCUUUAUCUUCGAAAUUGACAAAUCUUCGUACCACCUGCGAUUUUUUAAGAAACUCCAGUUCCCUGAAGAAGUUGAUGGCGUUGAUUCUAACCCUAGGCAAUUAUAUGAACGGUGGAAACAGAACAAGAGGACAGGCCGAUGGAUUCGGCUUGGAGAUUUUAGGAAAAUUGAGGGACGUGAAAUCGAACGUACCUGGGAUAACGUUGCUCCAUUAUGUCGUGAAAGCGAGAUUGGCUCAAGAAAAGGACCACAAUUUCGAGGAACCUCUUCCGUUACCGAUACCCGAACCAACGGACAUCGAGGCUGCCUCGACGAUCAGUUUCGACAAUAUCUCCGGUGAAUUAGAGAGACUGCGAAAGGAAUUGCAAGUUUGCACUGAAAAGUGCAACCUCGUUGUAGAAACAGAUCCGGAAGCUGCAGUACCAUUCAAAGAAAAGAUGGAUUCAUUCUUCCAGGAGGCAGCCGAGGAAUUGGCCAACGAGCAAGAGGCCCUCCUCGACGCGAAGAACAAAUUCAAAGCUGUGAUGCAGUUUUAUCAGUACACGCCUAAAGGAAGUAACCUGGACGCAGCCGAUCCGAACGCGUUUUUCAUUAUGUGGCUGGGUUUUUGCAAGGAUUUCAAAGAUAUAUGGAAAAAGGAGCAACAACGAAUACGAAAGGAACGAGUACAAGAAAUGCGAAAGAAGUACGAAAGUAAGAAUAAAGUGGAGAAAUUGAAAAUAAGCGCCACGGGAUUGAAGGCACGGCUCCAGAAACUUUCACGCAAAUAGUGAUCUCAUCGAGUCGCCUAAAAGUAUAUAUCAGUUUUCGAGCGAGGAUUAAAAAAAAAAGGUCUGUGAUUGUUGCAAAGAAAAAGAAAAAAAAAUUAAACACAUCGAAUUGUGUAUCCU
Molecule: messenger RNA, 5018 nt
Organism: Osmia bicornis bicornis
Lineage: Eukaryota; Metazoa; Arthropoda; Insecta; Hymenoptera; Megachilidae
Product: formin-2-like
Exons: 10
Coding region: 1251-4898 (1215 amino acids)
Biological process (GO): cortical actin cytoskeleton organization; actin filament network formation
Cellular component (GO): cytoskeleton; cytoplasm
Molecular function (GO): actin filament binding
Source: RefSeq, a predicted model, not a curated record